GGAACACCCCGCUCUCCCUAGCUGGGCACUCUCUCUUCUCCGCGGCCGGUCUUACACUCUUACCUGCUGUCGGAAUUGCCUCGCUAUCAACAUUACGUAAGUGGUGAGAAAAAUCAGUACUUCUGGAGUGUUGGUUUAGCGCUGUUCGACAGCAGUGUACCCUGUUUUAACGGUGGCAGUGGCACACGGCUUUGCUGUCAGUGUCAUCGAUCAAUUGAAAGUCCAAUUCAUCAAUUCGUCGGCGGAGAUUCUUGCUUUUUUGGUACUUGAGGAGGAGUACUAUAUAGCUCGAUGCAUGCAUCUUCCUCCCUUGCAAACAACAUUCUGGUAGAUGUUUAUUAUCAGCAGCUGAUCGAUUGAGUUCUUGGUCGGUCUGCGGGCGAGAGCUGCAGGAAUAUAUAUACACAGGUGUGGGUAUUGUAAAGUAUACAUAUAUAUAUACUCAAUAAUAUGGAAGAACCCCUGCUGCCAUCUGGGAAUAACUUCAGGAGCAAGCUUGCUGCUGCCGUGAGGAGCAUCAAUUGGACUUACGCCAUCUUUUGGUCCAUUUCAACCAGUCGCCCAGGAGUUCUGACAUGGAAGGACGGGUUCUACAACGGCGAGAUAAAGACGAGGAAGAUAACAAACUCGAGGAACCUCACCGCCGACGAGCUCGUCCUGCAGAGGAGCGAGCAGCUGAGGGAGCUCUACGACUCUCUCCUCUCCGGCGAGUGCGACCACCGGGCGAGGAGGCCGCCCGCUGCGCUGUCGCCGGAAGAUCUCGCCGACACAGAAUGGUACUACGUGAUCUGCAUGACCUAUGCCUUCCGGCCUGGUCAAGGGUUACCAGGCAAAAGCUUUGCAAGCAAUGAAUUUGUUUGGCUGUCCAACGCUCAUUCUGCAGAUAGGAAAACCUUCCAGCGCGUGCUCAUAGCAAAGAGUGCAUCCAUUAAGACAAUCCUGUGCGUGCCAUUUAUGCAUGGUGUGCUUGAGCUCGGGACCACUGAUCCGGUUUCGGAGGACGCAGCUCUGGUAGACCGCAUCGCAGCGUCUUUCGGGGAGGAGCCGAGCUCCAUCCCUCCGUCGAACGACGAAGCUGGAGACGCCGAUGUCGUGUUCGAAGACCUCGACCACGCCGACACCGUCGAAGCGAUGGUCCCGGGGGAACGACGCGAUGAGCUCGGCCUCCGAGAGGUCGCCGAGUGCGGGUCCAACGCCCUCGACCUCGAGCAGAUCACCAUGGAAAUCGGAGAGCUCUACGGCUUCUGCGAGGAGCUGGACGACGUCGGGCGCUCUCUUGAGGACAGUAGCUGGGCGGCCGCCGUGGACCCCUGGUCUUUUCAGCUCGUCCCGACGUCGUCUUCCCCGGAGGCGGCGAGGGCAGCUACCGUCGUCGCGUUAGACGGCAGAUUCGUCGAUGGAUCUUGCAGAUCGUCGUCGUGUUUUGUGGCAUGGAAGAGAACGGGCUCUGACGAGGUGGCCGUGCCGUUCGCCGGCGGAGAGUCACAGAGGUUGCUGAAGAAAGCUGUCGCCGGCGGUGGCUGGGUGAAUAAUGGUGACGGCGCCGCGGUGAUAACCCCAGGAAGCAGCAUCAAGAACCAUGUCAUGUCAGAGAGAAGGCGCCGGGAGAAGCUCAACGAGAUGUUCCUGAUUCUUAAAUCAGUUGUCCCGUCCAUUCACAAGGUGGACAAAGCAUCCAUCCUUGCAGAAACGAUAGCCUACCUCAAAGAGCUGGAGAAACGAGUGCAAGAGCUGGAAUCCAGCAGCCAGCCGUCGCCGUGUCCAACAGAUCAGACAAGAAGACGAAGGUGCCGCGAGAUCACCGGGAAGAAGGUCUCUGCAGGAGUCAAGAGAAAGGCGUCAACACCGGAGGCGGCGGGCAGCGAAGACGAGGACACGGAUGGGGAGGAGCGCCACCACCACCGCGUGAGCAACGUGAACGUCACCGUCAUGGAGACGAAGGAGGAGGUCCUCCUCGAGGUGCAGUGCCAGUGGAAGGAACUGCUGAUGGCACGGGUGUUCGACGCGAUCAAGGGGGUCUCCCUGGACGUCCUCUCGGUGAAGGCGUCGACGUCGCACAGCCUUCUCAAGCUGAAGAUUCAGGCCAAGGUCUCGGCUGCAGCUAAGAGCUCGAUCGAUCGCAGCAGAAAUGCAGCAUCUGUCUACUAUCACUGCACCUCUAUCUACUAGCGUUUGGAGUUCUGAUGUUGGCCAUAUUGUUCCAUGCAGUUUGCCAGCGCUGCCGCCGUCGAACCUGGGAUGAUUACAGAAGCUCUCCGGAAAGCCAUAGCAAGCUCUAGCUAGUGGGUUCGAGAGAGAAUUGCGUAUUGGUUAACUAAUUUAUAUACUGUCAGUCUGCCAUAUUGUUCAAUGUAUACAACAUUUUCUAAGCAGUAUACAUUAUGUCAAUAAUGCAAAAUGCAGUAAGGGAAAGUAAGGCUGAAAUAGCUCUUGGGCAUUGGACACUGACCAAAUUAAGGAUGCCCUGCAUAACGUGCUGAAUGUAUGCAUUGAGACGUCGCUACCUGAAUCUUUUCUUUUUUUAUAUCUGAAAGCCAAGCCUGCAGCAAAACAUAAGCUCUUUAGGCUGGACCAUCUACUGGGCAUGACUAUUUAGGCCCAUUAUUGGC
This is a messenger RNA of Oryza brachyantha (malo sina), 2609 nucleotides long. RefSeq names its product anthocyanin regulatory Lc protein-like. Gene Ontology annotation, molecular function: protein dimerization activity. The transcript is spliced from 8 exons. The record is from RefSeq and is a predicted model, not a curated record. Bases 451 to 2169 code for a protein of 572 amino acids. Lineage: Eukaryota; Viridiplantae; Streptophyta; Magnoliopsida; Poales; Poaceae.